CGCCGUCGCCGCCAGGCAGGAGUUGCGCGCCUCUGCGCCGGGAAAGUUUCCCCCGCGGCCGCCGGCGGAGUUGGCGGGGUCCGGACGCCGAGAAAGGAGGGGCACCCCCGCGUCGCCCCUAAGGAACCCAGAAGGAGAUCCAGAGGAGCUGCGUGCCUCGGCUAGCGCUGGGAAGACCGGCUGUCAGGAGGUGGGCGCCCCUGGACCGCCUCGCGCCUGCAGGGGCCAGUGCUUUGGGCCCCGUUGUUGCUGCAGCGUGAGCCUCUU
This is a messenger RNA of Chinchilla lanigera (long-tailed chinchilla), 267 nucleotides long. Its product is annotated as GSK-3-binding protein FRAT2. Lineage: Eukaryota; Metazoa; Chordata; Mammalia; Rodentia; Chinchillidae. Gene Ontology annotation, cellular component: cytoplasm. The record is from RefSeq and is a predicted model, not a curated record.